Molecule: messenger RNA, 2210 nt
Organism: Chara braunii
Lineage: Eukaryota; Viridiplantae; Streptophyta; Charophyceae; Charales; Characeae
Source: the annotation of a GenBank genome assembly
CACACACACACACACACACACACAGAGAGAGAGAGAGAGAGAGAGAGAGAGAGAGAGAGAGAGAGAGAGAGAGAGAGAGAGAGAGAGAGAGGAUUAUGGGAACCUUUUCCAAAUCGGGUAAUUGCACGGAAGGUGGGAACAAGGUGUCUUUGUUUCGAGCAAGGUUUACCCGAAGGCAGGUAUGGAUGCUGUUGGCGGCGUGGAUAGCAGUGAUCCAUCUGACGUAUAGAGGUACCUAUGUAGGACUGAGUCCUAGGCGCAGUGAUGAUCACCGUCGAUUGGAUCGAAUCAAUGGACGAGAGUUCAAGAUUGCCACAAUGACUUCAGACGGCUUUGAAGCUUAUGAUGUUCUCGGUGCUCAUGCCGGCAGGCCCGGCACCACCCCUGGCCCCCAUGAAUCAGGUCUUGUUCAUCGCCAAGAUUCCUCUGAUCUCCACAAUGACUCCAAUCAGAGUGCCGCUGACGUGGAAGGUACGGCCGGGCCUGCCGUGGGCGGCGGAGGCGAUUCGGUGAGGCAAGAUUCAGGGAACGAGGCAGUCGUGGCCGCGGGGGACCGAGCAGGACAGAGUACUAGAUGGACACGUGAGCAGGGCAACACCGGCAGUGGAGAGGACUUUCGGGCUUCCCGUCUUACUAGGAGUACGCCUGAUGUUGUGGGGACAGUGGGGUUAUUACCGGAGAGGAGACCGACUUUACCGCGUGCAGAUUCUGCUGGUCAACCCACCUCUUCUCAGCCUGAGGUGGGAUUGAAGCCUUUGAAGGUGAAGGAGAGGAAUCAUGCCUCUCGAUCUGUUCCUCGACGGGCUGCCUUGCCGCCUGACGUGAUGAUAGGUGUAGGUGAUGAGACGUGGACGGAGGAGGAGAAGGUGGAAGAGGAGGGGUGCACCACAGGCUACGGACUCCAGCCGUUCCUUGAAAGGCUUGCUGAAAAGGACACGAUUAUCAUUUGUACAGUGAAUUGGGGGUUCAGGUCUUUCUUUGUGAACUGGCUGAUCUCUGUGAAGAAGGUGGGGAUGGCGGGCAAUGUGCUGGUUUUCGCUGAGGAUAUGGCUUCUUGGCGUUAUCUGGAGAAGCACUGGCCCGGGCACUCAGUACUCUUCUGCAGCGACUACGACCGCUGGGCCAGCUCAGACAACCUAGCAGAUCCAGCAGCGACGCGCUCUACCAAGUCGGCACGACGAGUAGAGAAAAAAUCAGGAGUCCAGUACUUCAAAUCUGAAGGGUACGGCAAGCUGGUCAAUCGACGGCCGUUUCAUAUCCUUGCUUGCUUGCGUCACGGGUACUCCGUGCUGUACACAGACAUCGACACCGUCUUCGUGAAGAACCCUUUUUCAUACAUCUUGGGGCAAAUGGGAAAAGGAAGAGGAGGAGGCGGUGGUGGAGCGGAAAUGAGAGUAGGAGGAGGAGAUGGACAGGGAGAGAGGUACGGAAGAGAUCAGUCGUCGUCAGGAGAAAGAUCGAGUGCAAAUGGCAGCGACGUAGAAGGAGAAGAAGAAGGAGGCGCGCGUGGGGGAGAUCGUAGUGUUCACGAUUUCGACGGAGCUGGAGCGUGGGAUGGUCCUGUGAAGAUUACUCCUCAGUUUGACGGUCUGUUUCAUGGAUGUGACGCCCUUCCAGCAAAUUUCAAUCUCUCACUACUGAACUACUGCACUUAUCUUCUCUUCUUCCAACCAACUCCAGCCUCGAUGUUGCUCAUGCGGCAAUGGAUUUUUCAUAUGAGGCCUGUUCCUCUGCCAGAUGGUUCGGUCAAUCCUCCCUCCAGAAAUCAGCUCGCGUUCAAUUACGCUGUGGCGGAUCUUCUGCAGGGCUUUCACAUCGAGACGAAGGCGACCAAGUCAUCAUCAUCAUCAUCAUCAUCAUCAUUAUCAGAAGAGCAUCCGUCUUCUUUCAACCUCCGAAUGCGCACUCUUCCCAACAGAGUAUUUCCAUCGGGGUACACGAGUCUGGUAGAAACGGACAAAGCGAAGUGGGCAGGCAACGGAGGAGAGCUCGUCGUCUUUCACGCGAAUUAUCAUGUAGGGCUUGUUGACAAGAGAAGGUUCCUACAGAAGAACAGUUUAUGGUUGGUCAGUGAAGAUCCUGACGGGAAUGUGCAGUGGCCACUCACCAGCAGUCGCUCCUCUCUCUCUCUCUAGUUUGUUUUGUUUUGUUUUCAAUGUUUUUUUUUUUUUUUUUUCAAUUUCUAUUUUUAACAAAGGCUUGCGUUACUG